AUGGCGUUGAUGGCUCGCACAGCUGCUGGGAGGAUACACCGUACACUGGCUCUGGUUACAGGGGACUGCAGUGAGAUCGUCAGAGAAGAAGUGGUUCGGGGCGGCAGGCCUAACAGCAGGUUGAUUGCGCGAGCUCAACAACUGUGGAACGAAUGGGAGGUCCAGUGCCUGGUGCUAGUGAGCUUCUGGCUGCAGACCUUCCUCCUCUUCGCCGCGGGCUUCCGGAAGCACCGCAGAUCGCGCGUGCUCAGCGGGCUGCUGUGGCUUGCCUACCUCUCUGCAGACUCCGUUGCUAUCUACGUCCUGGGCCGGCUCACGCUGCACACCGGCGAUCCACGCCACCAGCUGGUGAUCUUCUGGGCACCAUUCCUGCUGCUACAUCUUGGCGGGCAGGAGACCAUCGCAGCUUUCUCUAUGGAGGACUGCGCGCUGUGGAAGCGGCACCUGCUGAACCUGGCGACCCAGUCGACGCUAGCCAUUUACGUCGUCGGCAAGCAGUGGCGAGGGGACAUGCGUCUUAUGGCCCCCAUGCUGAUCAUGUUCGUCUGCGGGGUGGGCAAGUACGCUGAGAGAGCGUGGGAUCUCAGGAGGGCAGGCUCACGGGCUCCUGGAAGCAGGUCCAUCGCUGGUCAUGUUACCGGUGCCAGGCGGGAAUUCGAACGUGAAGUGUUUUGGUAUUACGACAGGCUGAACCAAAUCCUUUCGGACAAACUCCAGCUCAACUUCGAGCUAGUCAUGGAGGUGGCCACCCGGGGCUUCCAGCUGAGCUUAGAUUUUCUCAUGGACGUGAUACCUGCGAAAUCCCUGCGCCCUGAAACCGACUGGAACGAAGGCCUCGUGGCGAGGAUCAAAUCUUCUGAGAAUCGAGCCGAUCUGGUGUACAGGUUGGCCGAAGUUCAGCUCUCCUUGAUCUAUGACUACUUGUACACCAAGUUUGGAGGCUUCUUGGGCGUGCUGCAUCGGCCAACCACCUUUGUUCUAACCUCUAUAGCUCUGUCCUCAUUCCGCAUUGUUCUGGCUGACCAGAACCAGAAGGGGACACCAACACCAACAAGCAGCUACUAUGGAACUGAUGUUAUCAUAUCAUACAUAUUGCUUGCCGGUGCCUUUGCGCUGGAGAUCUCCUCCAUCCUCAUGUGGUUCACGUCAUCAUACUGGCCAUACAUGACCAUUGCAUCCCUUCAGAAUCGGCGUCGCCACAAAGCUUUCCAGACAAUGUUGCUCAUCAUUGCUAGGCGCCUAGGUCGAGAGAGCAGAGUUGAAUGGUCGGGGAAGUUGCCUCAAUACAACAUGAUCGGUGCAUGCAUCCGGGAGAAGCAAGCUGGCACAUGGGACAAAAUGAUGCUAUGUAUCGGCAUCGAGAGAGACUACACCACACAAGUUGUUGUCUCCCCCGAGGUAAAGAUGGUGCUUCUUGACCGACUGCUUGAGAUAGCCACUUCCACUUCAAGUGCCGCAGAGGACCUGGACUUUGGUACUUUCCGUGGCCAGUGGGCUCGCAAUGGAGUUCAUUGGCCUUGCUUCUCUGGAUGUGAAGAAGCUGCUCAUCCGCCCGGCCGUUCUUCUGAAGACCACCCCCCUUCCUCUGGAAGUGCAGCUCAAGAAGCACUUGGGAAUAGUGCAAUCCAAGAUUUGGAUUUUGUAUCAAGUGCCAUUCUUUGGCACUUUGUUACGGACAUAUGCCUAGAGGCUAGUCCGGCUGAUGACCACCAUGCAAACAGUUGCAGCUCCAGGAUGAGAAGGGCUAGCGAAGAGUUUUCGAAUUACAUCAUGUACCUCGUUGUCAAGUGCAGUAUAAUGCUUGGAAGCGAUGGGCAUUACGGGGUCAAAGUUGCACGACGCGAUGUGACGCUGUUUCUUGGCAUGGUCGUUGACCGGACGGAGUUCAUCCAGAAAGUGCGUGAUGGUGACCUUGCUCUCAACCUUAAGGAAUUCCCUGCACUUCAUCGAGCACACCGUGUCUCCUCAGAGCUGCUUAAGAUAAAAGCACACAACAGGUGGAAACUCAUCGCAUUGGUAUGGGUGGAGAUGCUUUGCUACGUUGCACAUAAUUGUGGGGCUGGAUUCCAUGCCAAGCACCUCAGCACCGGUGGAGAGUUCGUCACCCAUGUGAAGAUGCUGUUGUUUAUCCUAGGCUUUCCUUUGCGUGGGCAUACUAAGGAACAGCUAUUUCCUUCAGAAGAGAUAGAAGAGAGAAAGUUCUUCAAGAGUUCUCAUCCUUGGAGACGGGGAUGA
Messenger RNA from Miscanthus lutarioriparius, 2235 nucleotides. The record is from the annotation of a GenBank genome assembly. NCBI's taxonomy places the organism in Eukaryota, Viridiplantae, Streptophyta, Magnoliopsida, Poales, Poaceae.